UUGUUUUUUUGUAAUUAAUUUCGCCAAAAACGUAAAAUUUAAGUGUAGCCCAUGGAGACCCAACUGGAGAAAGUCUUGAGCGAUAUCGUCACACAACCGGACACGGUGGGCGCUCUGCUGGCGAAUCGUCAAGGGCUCUGCUUGGGCGCCAAAGGCGAUAUAAACCCGAAUGUCUCUGGCAUCGGCAUGGCCAUAUCUGAUCAGGUGGCGGGUCUGGAGCCAAGGAAUGCGGUGGCUCAACCAGAGGCACGUCAUCCAACCAUCUGCCUAUACAGUGGAAAUAGGCGCUGCGUCAUCCAGAGGAAUGGGGAGAUUACUGGCGUCAUUUACAAGCAGCACACAUCUGUCCCGACCAGCGAUUAGCUAGAGGGUGGACGAGCAACAUUCGUCAUUCGUCAUUCGUCAUUCUCAGGCCAAGUCAAGUCUUCCAAAUUGCGCUUGUUCUAGGAGUCGCAUACGGGACUCUGCUGCUACUGAGGAUAAAUCGCUUACGUGCCUCGCGCUCUAGUUAACGUGUUUCAAUGCCAGUUCUGGCUGUCUUCAUUUCUUUUUCUUGUUAUCAUUAUGGUUUUUUUUUAUAAAUUCGCAUUAAUCACCAAAGUUACGAGUAGUUGCAAGUUAACCCACAUCUUAUGUAUAUAGAAAGAACUUUUCACGACUAAGCCUUAAAUUGAGUACGCAUACAAUCCUAUAUGCAUAUACACACACAUAUACACACAUACGCAUAUACAUAUAUCUAAAUCGAUCAGAUAAAUAAUCAUGUGUAACCCACGGUCGCCACUUUUGGCAACUAUUUACAUUUACCUGCUGGUGCAAUAGCAAUUAAAACUAUGAAACUACGCUUCCAAUUGAAAA
This is a messenger RNA of Drosophila persimilis, 855 nucleotides long. RefSeq lists its product as uncharacterized. Gene Ontology annotation, cellular component: Ragulator complex; cytoplasm; lysosome. Gene Ontology annotation, biological process: positive regulation of TORC1 signaling; cellular response to amino acid stimulus. Gene Ontology annotation, molecular function: guanyl-nucleotide exchange factor activity. Bases 52 to 363 code for a protein of 103 amino acids. NCBI's taxonomy places the organism in Eukaryota, Metazoa, Arthropoda, Insecta, Diptera, Drosophilidae. The transcript has 4 exons. The record is from RefSeq and is a predicted model, not a curated record.